Molecule: messenger RNA, 3526 nt
Organism: Scomber japonicus (chub mackerel)
Lineage: Eukaryota; Metazoa; Chordata; Actinopteri; Scombriformes; Scombridae
Product: semaphorin-5B-like
Exons: 22
Coding region: 182-3460 (1092 amino acids)
Biological process (GO): axon guidance; neural crest cell migration; positive regulation of cell migration
Molecular function (GO): semaphorin receptor binding; chemorepellent activity
Source: RefSeq, a predicted model, not a curated record
CGAUGUGUAACAAGUUCUCUCCCUCUCUCUGUUUCUCUUGUUUCUCUUACCUCAUUUCUUUCUCUCUCUCACCAUGUGAAGCAUUGGGAUCUGUGCCACUCGUUUGCCUCCUGAAUCAGUUUGGUGAUGGUCAACAAGUGUUUCCUGUGGACCUGAUCGAAGACUGGAUGUGGUUGUAACUAUGGUUACAUCAGGGUGGGGGGCGCGGGCCCUCUCCCCUUGUGGCCUUGUGCUGGUCAUCUAUUCAUCUCUGUGUUUGUCCCAGCAGUCUCACAUCAAACCUGCAGACUGCAACAGAAAAGAACAUCCUGUCGUCUCGUAUCAAGCGUUGAGGCCAUGGAUGUCAGAGUUCUCCCAACCAGGAGUGAAGGAUUUUUCCCAGCUGGCUCUGGAUCUGAGUAGAAACCAACUUGUUGUAGGAGCAAGAAACUUUCUCUUCAGACUGAGUUUGAGCAACGCCUCCCUUAUACAGGCAACAGAAUGGGCACCGGAUGAAGACACCAGGCGUUCUUGCCAGAGCAAGGGGAAGUCAGAGGAGGAAUGUCAAAACUAUGUCAGGGUUUUGUUAAUGAGUGGAAGGAUGCUCUUCACGUGCGGGACCAACGCUUUCACACCCGUCUGUAUAACUAGGCAGAUUGGUAAUUUAAGUCACGUUUUGGACACAGUGAACGGUGCUGCUCGAUGUCCCUAUGACCCCCGCCACAACUCCACUGCCAUGGUAACGGAGAAGGGUGAGUUGUAUGCCGCUACAGUGAUCGACUUCUCAGGACGUGACCCUGUCAUCUACAGGAGCCUGGGGAACAUGCCACCACUGCGCACCGCCCAAUACAACUCCAAAUGGCUCAACGAGCCUCAUUUUGUGUCUGUUUAUGAGAUUGGUCGGUUUGCGUACUUCUUCCUGCGGGAAACUGCUGUUGAAAACGAUUGUGGGAAGAUGGUGUUCUCUCGUGUGGCCCGGGUGUGUAAGAAUGAUAUGGGUGGUCGUUUCCUUUUGGAGGACACAUGGACCACCUUCAUGAAGGCUCGACUCAACUGCUCCCGUUCAGGAGAAAUCCCGUUCUACUACAACGAGCUGCAGAGCACUUUCUAUUUACCAGAGCAGGACCUGAUCUAUGGCAUCUUCACCACCAAUGUCAACAGCAUAUCAGCUUCUGCUGUCUGUGCCUUCAACCUGAGCUCCAUCACCCAGGCCUUCAAUGGACCUUUCCGCUACCAGGAAAACCCCCGCACUGCCUGGAUGUCCACCCCAAAUCCCAUUCCCAAUUUCCAGUGUGGCACUCUCGAGGAAGGUGGUCCUGGAGGGAACCUGACAGAGCGCAGCCUCCAGGAUGCCCAGCGGCUCUUCCUGAUGAAUGAUGUGGUCCAGCCGCUGACCGUCAACCCCCUGCUCACCCAGGACAACCUCCGCCUCUCUAAAUUGGUGGUGGACAUCGUGCAGGGCAAAGACACCCUCUACCAUGUCAUGUACAUCGGCACUGAAUAUGGCACCAUCCUGAAGACACUUUCCACAACCAAUAAAAGCCUUCAGGGCUGCUACCUGGAAGAGCUCAGGAUCCUCCCUGAAGGGAAACUUGGGCCAAUCAAGAGCCUACAAAUCCUCCACAGUGACAGGUCUUUGUUUGUGGGGCUUGAAGACCGACUGCUGAAGAUCCCAUUGGAGCGCUGCUCCAGCUACCCAACUGAACGUCACUGCAUGGAAGCUCGGGACCCUUAUUGUGGCUGGGAUCACAAACAGAAGCGCUGCACAACCAUUGAGGAAAGCUCCAACAUGAACCAGUGGACCCAAAACAUCACACAGUGCCCAGUGAGGAACCUGACUCAGGAUGGUGGUUUUGGCCCUUGGGCAACAUGGCAACCGUGCAACCACGAUGACGGCGAGGGCUCCGUCAGCAGCUGUAUGUGUCGGUCCCGCUCGUGUGACGGACCUGUGGCCCGGUGCGGCGGGGUUGAUUGUAAAGGCCCAACCAUCCAAGUGGCAAACUGUUCCAGGAAUGGUGGCUGGACUCCCUGGUCAUCAUGGGGUCAGUGCAGCAGUAGCUGUGGUAUCGGAUUCGAAGUGAGGCAACGGACUUGCAACAACCCUUCACCUCGCCACGGCGGCCGAAUCUGUGUAGGCCAGGGUCGAGAGGAGAGGCUGUGCAAUGAGAAAAAGCCAUGUCCACUUCCAGUGUUAUGGACAGCGUGGGGACCCUGGGCUCACUGCAGUGCUGAGUGUGGAGGAGGGGUCCACUCCAGAACCAGAAUCUGUCAGAAUGGAAACAGCUGUCCUGGAUGUGCCACAGAGUAUAAAGCCUGUAACCUGGAGGCCUGCCCUGAGGUGCGCCGCAACACCCCCUGGACACCCUGGAUGCCAGUCAAUGUUAGUCAAGAUGGGGCACGGCAAGAGCAGAGAUUUAGGUACACCUGUCGGGCACUACUACCCGACCCCCAGAAACUCCAGAUGGGCAAAAAGAAGCUGGAGACCCGUUUCUGCCCUAAUGAUGGGUCUGGAACCUGUCAGACUGACACUCUGGUUGAAGACUUGGUAAAGACAAGUGGCCGAACUCCUUCCCAGCCCCAAGGUGCCCGCUGGGGAUCCUGGGAAACAUGGUCCAGCUGUUCCCAGCAGUGUUCCAGAGGCUUCCGAACCCGGAAACGUAGCUGCUCCACAGCAGAGGGGAGGACCAACCCAAGUGCCUGCAUAGGAUCCCCAGUGGAGUAUCAGGACUGUAACCCUCAACCGUGCCCAGUAAGUGGGGCCUGGUCUUGUUGGGCAUCCUGGUCCCAGUGCUCAGCCAGCUGUGGGGGUGGGCAUUACCAGCGGACUCGGACUUGCAGCAACCCUCCCCCUACCAAUGGAGGUGACAUCUGUAUAGGCCUGCACACAGAAGAGGCCCUCUGUAAUACACAUGCCUGUGAAGGUUGGGGGGAGUGGACAGAUUGGGGGGAUUGUGAUGAGGGGGGUCUGCAGCAUCGUACUCGUCGCUGUAGUGAGGACCAGGAGGCUGAGGCCAGUCUCUGCCAGGGCAACAUCACCCAGUCCAGGCCAUGUCAGCCUCAUGAGGUGCCAGUCAUUUUACCCGGUCAGGAGGACCAGAACUGUGGAACCUUUACCUUGUUCCAGUUGAUAGCUGUGGGUGCAGCCAGUUUCUUUGCAGCAGCCCUGCUGUCAGCACUGGUCUACUCCAACUGCCACCACCUGAACCGACCGUCAGCAGAGUCCGCAGUCAUCCACCCCAGCACACCCAACCACCUCACCUACAACAAGCAGGGCAACAGCACGCCAAAGAAUGAGAAGUACAUCCCCAUGGAGUUUAAGACACUAAACAAGAACAAUCUCCAUGUGAAUGAUGAGACGUGCAACCACUUCCCGUCCCCACUGGCCUCCAGCAACAUGUUCACCACCACCUACUACCCUCCCAGCCUGAGCAAGUACGACUUCCAUCCAGAUUCCCCCUGCAGGACCUACAUGCACAGCUGAGAGAAAGCCUGGCACUAAAAAACAACUAAGCGCUUUUUAUUUGACCCAACUCCACCCUGAAGUGUU